Molecule: messenger RNA, 1427 nt
Organism: Camellia sinensis
Lineage: Eukaryota; Viridiplantae; Streptophyta; Magnoliopsida; Ericales; Theaceae
Gene: GOLS4
Product: galactinol synthase 4
Molecular function (GO): glycosyltransferase activity
Source: RefSeq, a predicted model, not a curated record
UGUAGAACUCAGGAAGCGAAGGCAAGUAGGGUAGCAUCCACUCGAGGCUUUGCUAGUUUGCUUUCCCAACACUCCUCAAAAAACACCAACCACUCCGACAAAAAACCUUUCAAAUAACACACUACACUACAAGAAAUUACACUUUCAGCAACACACUCACAAGAAUGGCCCCUCCAGAGGUAUCUGUCGACGUCUUCACGAAUACAGGAGGGAAGUUGUCGACGACACUGAAUCCCGGGUACUCGAAAAGAGCCUACGUGACGUUUUUAGCCGGUACUGGCGACUACGUCAAGGGGGUGGUGGGGCUGGCGAAGGGUUUGAGGAAGGUGAAAAGCGCGUACCGGCUCGUGGUGGCGAUCUUGCCGGACGUGCCAGAGGAGCACAGGGAGAUCUUAAGGUCUCAGGGUUGUAUUGUUCAUGAGAUUGAGCCUAUUUACCCACCUGAGAACCAUGUUCAGUUUGCUAUGGCUUACUAUGUCAUCAACUACUCCAAACUACGUAUAUGGAAUUUCGAGGAGUACAGCAAGAUGGUGUACCUGGAUGCAGACAUUCAAGUUUUUGAAAACAUUGACCAUCUAUUCGACAUGGCCGACGGCUACUUCUACGCCGUCAUGGACUGUUUCUGUGAGAAGACAUGGAGUCACUCGGCCCAGUACUCGAUUGGAUACUGUCAGCAGUGCCCAGAGAAGGUGACAUGGCCGGCUGCGAUGGGUUCUCCUCCUCCUUUGUACUUCAAUGCUGGAAUGUUUGUUUAUGAGCCUAGCCGCUUGACUUAUGAGAGCCUCCUUCAGACUCUUAGGAUCACUCCUCCAACACCCUUUGCAGAGCAAGAUUUCCUGAACAUGUUCUUCCAACACAAGUACAAGCCCAUUCCUCCUAUCUACAACCUAGUUCUGGCAAUGCUGUGGCGCCACCGGGAGAACAUUGAGCUCGAAAAAGUUAAAGUCGUCCACUACUGUGCUGCUGGAUCAAAGCCAUGGAGGUACACUGGAAAAGAAGUUAACAUGGACAGAGAGGACAUCAAGAUGUUGGUUGCAAAAUGGUGGGAUGUUUAUAAUGAUGAAUCGCUUGAUUUCAAGGCCGAAGACCCUUCCCCAGAGGGAGAGACCUUCUUAAUGCCCUCAAUUAUGGCUUCCAUGCCCGAGCCUGAAAUUUCCUACAUCCCGGCACCUUCUGCUGCUUAAAAGCAGAAAAGCAGAGUCUCGAAGAGUGCUUCGAAGUUGGUGUGAUCUAUCCUAUUGUACUUUAAUACUUUUUUUAGGCUGCUUAGCCUCUUCUUUUUUGUGUGUGACCUCACAAAAUACAUCUAAAUUCUCAAUGUAUUUGAUGCUUUCAGUAUAAGUAAUUACCGGCAAAGGAAUGUGUAACUUUGGGUUGGAACUAUAAUGCAAAAAAUAAAAAUAAAAUAACUCUUUUUUUGUGUGUAA